AUGGGCAAAUUAAUCAGCAUCGAGCUCUUCAACUUCAAGUCCUACCGCGGCCACCACACCCUCCUUUUCGGCGACUCCUACUUCACCUCCAUCAUUGGGCCAAAUGGCUCCGGCAAAUCCAAUUCCAUGGAUGCGAUAUCUUUCGUCCUCGGCAUCAAAUCGAGCCACCUCCGCAGCACCCACCUCCGCGACCUUAUCUAUCGCGGACGCGUCCUACGCACCUCCAGAAUCAAUGCGGACGGCACAGCCACAGAGGCGCCACCUGAGACCGGUGACGACGACGACGAUGAUGAUACCCAGCGCAGCUCCCAGCGCGGCGAUCCCACCACCGCCUGGGUACAGGCCGUAUACGAGGACGACGCAGGCGAAGAGCAACGCUGGAAGCGGACCAUCACCGCUCAGGGCACGUCAGAGUACCGAAUUAACAAUCAGGUCGUGAGCGCUGCUCAGUACAAUGCGGCGCUCGAAGCAGAAAACAUUCUCAUCAAAGCGCGCAACUUCCUCGUCUUCCAAGGCGAUGUCGAAGCCAUUGCCAGCCAGGCCCCCAAAGACCUGACGCUGCUCAUCGAGCAGAUAUCCGGGAGCCUGGAAUAUAAGAAGGAAUACGAGCGGCUGAAAGCCGAGAACGAGAAGGCGGCCGAUGAGCAGAAUUUCCGAUUGAACCAGCGCCGGGCCAUCAAUGGCGAGAUCAAGCAGUACCAAGAGCAAAAGGCUGAAGCCGAUAGCUUUGAGCGCAAGCGAGCGGAGCGCGACCAAGCUAUCGUGACGCACGUUCUGUGGAAGCUCUUCCAUUUCCAGCGAACGAUGGAGGAGAGCGGCGAGCAGAUACGCAGGAAUAACGAAGAACUCAAGGAACAUAGGCGCGGCUUGGAGAAGUUCGAGCAAAGACUCGAGGAGGCCAAACGUGAGCAGGGGAAGGUCACUAGGGAGGUCGGAAAGAUGGAAAGGGCAAUUAAGAGGAAAGAGAAGGAGAUCGAGGACAAGGAGAACAGCCUUGUACCCCUGGACGAGAAGAUCUCGAUCUCGAGUGCGAACAGGAAGAAGUACGAGGCGCGUAUCAAGGAGGUGGAGAAGGAGCGGGAUGCGCAGCAGAAGAACGUGAACAAGCUAAAGAGAGACCUUGAUACGGUGCAGAAAGCACAAAGAAAAUGGGAAGACGAGUGGGCAGCACAGCAACAAGCGGCUGGCCGUGAUCUUUCAGAAGCCGAUCUUCAGGAAUAUAACCGCCUUCGCAGCGAAGUAACCAGGCGCACCGCAUCCGACCAAACGAGGUUGGAUCACAUGAACCGUCAACUCAAGACUGACUCCGAAACGGUAAACUCCCUCCGCUCAAAACUCGAGUCUGCCGAGGCCCAAGUCUCCAAAUUAGAGUCCGAAAUCCAGGACCUCAAGGAGCGCCGCGCAGCCAUGGACGCACAGACCAAAUCAACGCAAAAGGAGAUCGAGGUCAAGAAGAGAGACUUCGAUGCCUUGACCUCCGAGCGCCUCCGUUCCGCCCAAAAGCAAACCGAGCUUGAAGAAAAGCUACAAGAAGUCCUGACCAAGCUCAUAUCAGCCGACGCAGACCGUCGCACGUCUGAGAAAGAACACCGCGCCAAAGAGACCGUGGCCGCGAUGAAACGCAUCUUCCCCGGCGUGCGCGGCCGCAUCUCUGACCUCAGCCGCCCCAAACAGAAGAAAUACGAGACAGCCGUGAGCACGGUGCUUGGCCGACACUUCGACGCCAUCGUCGUCGACACGGAGCGGACAGCCCGAGACUGCAUCCAGUAUCUGCGCGACCAGCGCGCCGGCCAAGCAACCUUCAUUCCCCUUGACACGAUUCAGGUCAAAGCCGUGGACCCCUCCUUAAAGACGGUGCACCGCGGAGCCCGCCUCGCCAUCGACAUCAUCGACUACGAUGCCGCCUACGAGCGCGCUAUGUCGUAUGCAUGCGGCGACGCACUCGUUUGCGACGAUCUCGCCGUCGCCAGAGCCCUCGUCUAUGACCGCGGCAUCGAGGUCAAGGCCGUGACGCUCGACGGCACAAUCAUCCACAAAGGCGGUCUUAUGACCGGCGGACGCGGACCCCAGGAUCGCCAGCGCAGAUGGGAGGACACCGAAGUCGAGAACCUGCGCAGGCUGAGAGAGAAACUCCUCGCGGAUAUAGCUGCGCUGCCGCGUGGCCAUCGCCGCGGUACGGAGGAGGAACAGCUGCAAGGUGAGCUGGCGGGGUUGGAGAGCCAGCUCACAUUUUCGCGUGACGAGGUCAGGGCUCUGGAUCGCAACAUCGCGAGCAAGGAGUCUGAGCUGGCGCACGCCCGGCAGCAGAUUGAGGAAACGCGGCCCAAAUUCGAGGAGCAGUCCGCGCAUCUCGAGGAGCUUCGCUCGAACUUGCAGACCUUCGCGGACGCAAUCGCAAGGGUCGAGGACGAGGUCUUUGCACAGUUCUGCCAGAGGCUGGGGUAUGCGGACAUCAGAGCUUAUGAGAAGCAGCAGGGCACGAUGCAGCAGGAGGCGAGCCAAAGGAAACUGGAGUUUACGAGGCAGAGGAGUCGAGUCGAGAAUCAGCUUGCGUUUGAGACGCAGAGGCUUGCGACUACUACUGCGCGCAUUGAGACGCUUAGGUCACAGGAUCAACGCGAUGCGAACCUCGUUGCUUCGUUGGAAGCGGAGAAAGAGACCAUCAACAAUGAGCUCGACACACUGAAUGCGGAGCUUGAGCAGUUAAAGCAACAGCUCGACACGCUUCGCCAGAAGGCAGAUGAGCGAGCGGGCGCCGUGAACGAGGCAAGGCGGGAGGUAUCGAAGAGGAAUAAGAAUGUCGACGAGACUCUCAAGACAAUUGCGGCGCUCGAGGCUGAGGUCACGAAGUGUAGAGUAGGUUGGUACAACUUGCUGAGGAAGUGUAGAAUUGAUGAAGUGAACAUUCCUUUGGCCGAAGGCUCAGAGAGCCUGGAAUCCCUUCCCCUCGACGAAACCAUCAACGGCACCACAGGCGACGCCAUGGAGCUCGACGGGGACGAAGGCUCCCCGGAAGCAGGACAGGCAACCGAGGCCAGAGACUACGGCAUCAUACCUGACUUCGACGAGCUGGACGACGACCUCAAAGAAGACGACUCGCCCAAGGCUGAAGAGACGUUGCAGGAACGUAUCCAAGCCCUGAACUCUGAACUUGACAAGAUGGCGCCGAAUAUGCGGGCUGUCGACCGCCUUGAAGCUACAUCAGCGCGCCUGCACUCCACCGAGAAGGACUUCCAAGCUGCUCGUCGUGCGGCUGCGCGAGCCAAAGAGGCGUUUGAGGAAGUGCGGGAGAGGCGCGCGGAGUUGUUCAACAAGGCCUUCCAACACAUCUCGGACCAAAUCGGCCCUGUCUACAAGGAGCUAACGCGCAGCACCGCCUUCCCGCUUGGCGGCCAGGCAUACCUCGACCUCGAGGAGGGAGACGACGCGGAGGAGGCGUUCUUGGGAGGCGUCAAAUACCACGCGACGCCGCCUCUCAAGCGCUUCCGCGACCUCGCCCACCUCUCCGGCGGCGAGAAGACCAUCGCGGCCCUCGCGCUCCUCUUCGCCAUACACUCCUACUCGCCCUCCCCGUUCUUCGUGCUCGACGAGGUCGACGCCGCGCUCGACUCCGUCAACGUCAGGCGGGUGGCGGAAUACCUACGGCGAGCUUGCGGGCCAGCAACGACGGGUGGAACUCGCAGCGGCAGCGCGGGCGGGAUGCAGUUUAUCGUCAUCUCGCUGAAGCAGGGCUUGUUUGGGGAGUCGGAGACGCUGGUCGGCGUGGCGAGGGAUCAGGCCAGGAUGAGUAGUAGGACUGUUACGCUGGAUUUGCGCAAGUAUCAGGCUGUUUAG
Coniosporium apollinis CBS 100218 is the source of this 3834-nucleotide messenger RNA. RefSeq lists its product as uncharacterized. Gene Ontology annotation, biological process: sister chromatid cohesion. The record is from RefSeq and is a predicted model, not a curated record. Lineage: Eukaryota; Fungi; Ascomycota; Dothideomycetes. Bases 1 to 3834 code for a protein of 1277 amino acids. Gene Ontology annotation, cellular component: chromosome; nucleus; cohesin complex. Gene Ontology annotation, molecular function: ATP hydrolysis activity; ATP binding; DNA binding. The transcript has 8 exons.